This is a messenger RNA of Trypanosoma conorhini, 1737 nucleotides long. Its product is annotated as putative class 3 lipase. NCBI's taxonomy places the organism in Eukaryota, Euglenozoa, Kinetoplastea, Trypanosomatida, Trypanosomatidae. The transcript has a single exon. Gene Ontology annotation, biological process: lipid metabolic process. Bases 1 to 1737 code for a protein of 578 amino acids. The record is from RefSeq and is a predicted model, not a curated record.
AUGGCACAACCGCAGUGGGAACGCAACAUCCUGGUCAGGGAGUAUCAUUACACCCACACGCAGCCGCAAUGGUCGGAUGGCUCUCCGGUGGUGUCGAGGUUUCCACUGGCGUUGGCCCGUACAUGUGCUUCGUGUAAACAGAGAAAGGAGGCCUGCAAAUGUCGUGUUUGCUUUAAUUGUCAAAAAAACAUGCUUGUGCGAAGGCACCACUGUCGAAAGUGCUGGCAAGCUGUGUGCCAGGAGUGUCGGGAGAGGCAGCGUUAUGUCCACAUGUUAGGUGAACCAAUGAAGGUGUGCAAUAGGUGCGCCCUUCCACGCGGAAUAUUGAUCCUUUCCCGCGCCAAGGGGCACGAGCAUCUGUGGGGUCUCUACGUUCUGCAGAGAGCCACAGAGAUGCCAAAUGUCUGCAUCACGCCUUCUUGUAGGACACCCACUUACCACAGGGCAUGUCCCGAGUGUGGCCUUCCGACGAUCACGACACGGCUACAUGAAGAACGCGUUAUUCGUGUCGAUGCACGGGCGUCGGUAAGAGUCUCGGAUUCUGUGAAAUACCUAGAAGUCCGUGAAUUCGUACUUCGAUGCGCCACAGUGGACAAAUACGCAGCAGAGGAGGUGGAAAGGUCAUUUCGUCUCUGGUUUCCGCGAUUUCAGGAGGUCUUUGCCUUUCCGAAAUUAAACUCUGCGGUGGAGGCACAGCAUUUGUUACUCUCUGUUGUUGCAUCAGCGGCGGCCUACGAAUAUGACAGCUGCCCAAACCUUUUCAUGUCCCACUCAGAUCUGCCCUACUCCCGUUUACUAAAGUUGUUGCGUUCCACCUCACGCUAUUCCGUGUUUGAGGCUCCUGGAAAAAUCAAAUUUAUUUCGUUUCCAGGAACACACAAUUAUCGCACAUUUGCGGUCAACAUGCGCUGUGGAAGAAUACGGCGGCAAGUUUGGUCGCGCCUCAUUGAUGGCCUGACUGCUUCCUCAGGUGCCAAUGGUGAAUACCAACGGGUGUGCGGCGGCGUACAUUUAGUGUGGGAGGCCUCUCUUCACCAAGGCUUUGCACGUGAGGCCGACGAAGCCGCGUUGCCGAUAGAGCAGCUUGUCAAGGAUGUCCGCCAGAAUGGAUAUCGGUUGGUGCUUUCAGGGCAUUCCCUCGGCGGAGCCGUUGCGCAGUUGGUUGCCAUUCGUAUGCUUAGAGAGUACCCAGGGGUAUUUAAGGAUAACCUGAAGUGUGUCUCCAUUGGGGCGCCACUGGUAGGCAACUAUCAGUUGGCGCAGUGUGUGGAGCGGUGUGGAUGGCUCUCUAAUUUUCACCACCUAGUCUACCGUUCAGACAUUGUUCCACGGCUGUUAUGCGUUGAUCAGAUGACUCGUGACUUUGCCGAUCAAUUUAUUAAAGGCCUUUUAGAAUUACCGAGUUCGCUGCGGCGAUGGCUCAAGCCAACUUCGGACGCGAAGGCGGCGCCACUCAAAGACUUGGACACCAUUGAUGCCGAGAUAAAAAAAGGGGAAGAUCCUGUAGAGGUUGAGAGGACACCCCUGCCCACCACCGACCACCGAGCCCAUCGCAUGUAUGCAUGCUUCGGUCGAUACCACUUUCUUAACCACGGUGGCCUCAGGUAUUUCUCAACGGAUGAUUCUGAAGUGGCGUUCCAUCACCUGAAGGAUGGGUGCGGGAGUGACAACAACCUGCUGGACCACUCCCUCGCCAGUUACAACAGGGCCAUUUUCUUACAACUGCAUUUUUCGUAA